Molecule: messenger RNA, 536 nt
Organism: Astrephomene gubernaculifera
Lineage: Eukaryota; Viridiplantae; Chlorophyta; Chlorophyceae; Chlamydomonadales; Astrephomenaceae
Source: the annotation of a GenBank genome assembly
UGUAAGUGCAGCCCAUUUGGUAUUCACCUCGCAAUCGAAGGCUUAACAUAAGUCAUUGUCCUUAACCUUAUGCAAUGAAGUUAUAAUAACAUGUAACCAAACAUGAGUGAUUCAGAUGUAGUGUAGGUCUCCUAGUAGCUGAACACUCCGACGAUGAAGCCGAAGCAUUCCUUCGCGGUGCUCUCGGGUCAAAUGGCAGCGGCGGUUAUGAAUCUGGGCAUGCAUCACAACCCGAAUGAAUCUGGUACCGCCAUCUGCUACAGCGGCAGGCGGUGCAGCACCCAGCUCUCAGCUGCCGCCAGCACCAAGGGGCAGGAGACGUGCAACGAAGCCAGGGCCACGGCAAAACCCAGGGCAUCAGGCAGCAGCCGAGCAGGACUUAGCAGCAACAGGUGCAUACGCUGUGCCUGCAUCCGACCCAGCCCCAUCCUACUCAUCAGAGGCAUUCAUAUUCAAGUCCUUCACUUCAUGCGAGGAUGUUUUGUCAGCAGCCAUGCAGUUGGUGCCUGAAACUCAGAAACGUAAACUUAAUCCGU